AUGCGAUACCGAGUAGACCUCUUCCUUUGGUCGUUCUUAACUUUCUUGCUUAAAGAAUGUUUAGGAGAAGAAAAUGUGACUGCAGAAAAUAUAACAUCAUUGAGGAAGUCUUUACUGCGGAACUACGACCCUUAUAUACGACCCCGGAAAAACCAAGCUGACCCAGUGAUCAUUAAAGCUUCUUUUUACGUCCAUCGCUUCAACGAUAUAAAUGAAAAGGAGGAAACUGUUACCUUGCUUGGCAUCUUAAGGAUUCUUUGGAAUGAUGAAUUCCUAGUCUGGAACAAAGAACAGUAUUCCAAUAUAAGUAGCAUAGAGUUCAGAACAAGUGACAUAUGGUGGCCCACGAUUGCUUUAGGGAAUCCUGUCGGAGAUUUUGAGACUUUUCAGAAUCCUUACAAGAUUUUUCGCGUCUCAUCUUCUGGAGAAAUUGAGUGGUAUCCUGCCGGGUUAUAUUCAGUUGUCUGUGAGCUGAAUUUAAAGAAGUACCCUUUUGAUACACAAACAUGUGAUUUUAUUUUCUCUAUUCUUGGAUACCCUUACGAUGAUGUUAUAAUCAAUGCGGAACCUAGUGUUUUGGAGGUACGGGGAACAACCGAGUGGAAAGUUGAGGCCGGCAGAGUUUCUGGUAUGCCUUACGGGAAGACUGGCCUGACUGCUAGCUUCACAUUACGAAGAAAACCAUUUUUUGUGGUUCUGACGGUGUUGUUGCCACUCUCUUUGCUGUCUGUGAUGAAUUUGUUUGUCUUUCUUAUUCCUGUAGAGUCUGGCGAGAAAAUAUCUUUUGCAAUCACCACAUUCCUGGCUUACUCGAUAUACUUGUCGGCCAUUGGAUCCUCUCUCCCUGCCAAAGACAACGUACACAUGGUGGUAUACAUUGAAAUACUGAUGGUCCUUAGUGUUAUUAUGAUGGUAUUGGUCAUUGUUCAAACCAGACUCUUCUUUUAUUAUGGCGAACAUCAAAUUCCAUGCUUUGUUGGAAAAGCAGUGUCUGACAAAAAUAUCGAAAGAUCACAUUUGGAUGACUCUAAAAACACGCUCUCUGUAGAAACUUCAAAACCAUUGAAAACAAGAACAUGGGCAAGUAGUAUGGCGAUUAUUGAUAAGGUUCUUUUUAUCUUUUUUUCGUGUAUUUUAGGAUCAGUCAGUAUCUAUUAUUUUGAUUUGAUGAUGGCCAAAUCUUAA
This is a messenger RNA of Saccostrea cuccullata (small rock oyster), 1185 nucleotides long. RefSeq names its product neuronal acetylcholine receptor subunit alpha-7-like. The coding region runs from base 1 to 1185 and encodes 394 amino acids. NCBI's taxonomy places the organism in Eukaryota, Metazoa, Mollusca, Bivalvia, Ostreida, Ostreidae. Gene Ontology annotation, cellular component: neuron projection; plasma membrane; synapse. Gene Ontology annotation, molecular function: transmembrane signaling receptor activity; transmitter-gated monoatomic ion channel activity involved in regulation of postsynaptic membrane potential; excitatory extracellular ligand-gated monoatomic ion channel activity. The transcript has a single exon. The record is from RefSeq and is a predicted model, not a curated record. Gene Ontology annotation, biological process: nervous system process; signal transduction; regulation of membrane potential.